GCCGCGGGGCGGGCGGCGGCGCUCCCGGAGGUAGCGCGGACGUCGCCUGCGUCCGGGCGGUGCGUCGGGCUGCAGGAGAAGAUGGCGGUCUCCACAGGCGUUAAAGUUCCUCGUAAUUUUCGCUUGUUGGAAGAACUUGAAGAAGGACAAAAAGGAGUAGGCGAUGGUACGGUUAGCUGGGGCCUUGAAGAUGAUGAAGAUAUGACACUUACAAGGUGGACAGGCAUGAUUAUUGGGCCACCAAGGACAAAUUAUGAAAACAGAAUAUAUAGCCUGAAAGUAGAAUGUGGACCUAAAUACCCAGAAGCACCUCCAUCAGUUAGAUUUGUAACCAAAAUUAAUAUGAAUGGAAUAAAUAAUUCCAGUGGAAUGGUGGAUGCACGGAGCAUACCAGUGUUAGCAAAAUGGCAAAAUUCAUACAGCAUUAAAGUUGUACUUCAAGAGCUAAGACGUCUAAUGAUGUCCAAAGAAAAUAUGAAGCUUCCACAGCCACCAGAAGGACAAACAUACAACAAUUAAUUUUAGUGGAUUUAAAACUUGUCUUAAAUCAACAACCUUCUAUUCAUGUUAAUGUCUUGAUUAAGUAUCACAAUGCAAAAUACCCACACAUUAAGUAAGAUAAUUCCAGCUGGUAAACAUGACCUGGACAUCUGUAAGAGUAUAUUUAAUAUAUGUACACCCAUUAUGUUUUCAGGUAACAGGAGGAAAAUUCAGCACAGUUUUUUUUCUUGUUAAGGCACCGUCAUUUAAGCUUGAACCUGGAGUACUCAGAGUGGAACUCAGGUUUCCAGGUGGAAGAACAGCGAGAAGUGUCAGAUGGCUGUGCAAAGCAGAUGUGUUUCUGAACAGAAAGCUCAAGAAGGAAAACCCAUAACGGUGUGCUCUUGCUUAGUGAAAGAGCUUCCGUUGAAAUUGUCUAAAAUAGCAGGUACAAUGAAUAUUGUCACAAAAUGUGUUCAUUUUUGAAGCGGUAUAGGUGCUGACUACUAGUAGUAUCAAAAAUACGUUCAGGAUUGUUUUGAUACCUGUAUUUAUAAUAAAAUUGUUGUGGGGAGGUGGACGGAUUUCCGUUACAAGCUGUUCCUGGGUGUUCCAUGUACCAGACGCGGUGAAGAGUUGUUUACAGUCUUUGUUGGACAAACCAUGCAUUUACAUUUAAGUGAAAUCAACGAAAAGGAAAUAGAUGUAUGGAUAUGUGAUUUUGAGAUUAACGUUAGUCUUAAAUUGUAAAUAAAAUGUGGAAUGUGUCCUCAGAAA
Messenger RNA from Kogia breviceps (pygmy sperm whale), 1257 nucleotides. RefSeq names its product ubiquitin conjugating enzyme E2 V2 (gene UBE2V2). The record is from RefSeq and is a predicted model, not a curated record. NCBI's taxonomy places the organism in Eukaryota, Metazoa, Chordata, Mammalia, Artiodactyla, Physeteridae. Gene Ontology annotation, biological process: DNA damage tolerance; protein K63-linked ubiquitination. Gene Ontology annotation, cellular component: nucleus.